Molecule: messenger RNA, 1083 nt
Organism: Papaver somniferum (opium poppy)
Lineage: Eukaryota; Viridiplantae; Streptophyta; Magnoliopsida; Ranunculales; Papaveraceae
Exons: 3
Coding region: 1-1026 (341 amino acids)
Molecular function (GO): DNA binding
Source: RefSeq, a predicted model, not a curated record
AUGGCGCAAACAAGUCCAUCUUUACAAAUGGCUCUAAAUUAUUUAUGUGAAGUGCGCAUUCCUGUAGCAUUCUGUCAGAGAUUACCCACAGAAUCUCCAGCAUGUGGACGGGCAAUUCUUCAGUGCCCUAAUGGAGCAUCUUGGGUUGUACAAGUGAACAAAACUGAAAAUGGAACCUACCUCGAGGAUGGCUGGGAGAAAUUUGUGCAAGAGAACUGCUUGAAAAAGUAUGAUUUCCUAGUGUUUAGGCAUGAUGGUGGAAUGCAGUUCCUCGUUAAAGUUUUCAAGGGAAAUGGGUGUCCAAGAGAAGAGUGUUUUGCUCGUGUUCCUUCUCCAGUUCUCGCGCCAGAAAGAUAUGUACCAAAAGAAGAGUGUUUCACCCCUGUUCCUUCUCAAGUUCUCGCGCCAGAAAGUGAUGAACCAAAUGAAGAGUGGUUUGCUCCUGUUCCUUCUCCAAUUCUUGGGCCAGAAAGUCAUGGAUCAAAAGUGAAGUGUUUUGCUCCUGUUCUAUCUCCAAUUCCUGAGCAAGAAAGUCACGGACCAAAAGAAGAAGAAGCAUGCCUUAUCCCUGUUGCUUCUCCAAUUCCAGGCCAAGAGAGUCUCGGACCAAAACAAGAAUGCUCCACCCCUAUUGCGUCUCCAAUUCCUGCACAAGAAAGUCAUGGAUCAAAAGAAGAAUGCUUCACUCCUGUUGCUUCUCCAAUUCCUGCGGAAGAGAGUCAUGGACCACAAGAAGAAUUUGUCACUUUUAUACCCUCUCCACUUGGGCAAGGAAGAAAGAGACAUGGAAUCUCAUGUGAAAGUUCAACGAGAAAACGGAGAGGCACUGUUAAUGAGGAGAUGCUUGCUCCCGCAAUAGUAGUCAAGAGAAAAGUUCUAUCUUUCAGUAAUAUGUAUUACCCACUAGUAGUAUAUAAAAGAGGAACUGCAUUCAAUCAGUUGUAUAUAAAAGACUCUCGGAUUGAAAGUUCUAUCUUUCAGUUCUCGCUUUCCUUUCUUCUGGAACUGUGUGAAGGCCUCCUAUAAGAGGCUUAUGGUGAGUUGAUAAAUCUUGUUUACCAAUUAAAUGCUAUUUUAACUAUA